This is a messenger RNA of Neoarthrinium moseri, 3339 nucleotides long. RefSeq lists its product as uncharacterized. Gene Ontology annotation, molecular function: syntaxin binding. Gene Ontology annotation, biological process: retrograde transport, endosome to Golgi; Golgi to vacuole transport. NCBI's taxonomy places the organism in Eukaryota, Fungi, Ascomycota, Sordariomycetes, Amphisphaeriales, Apiosporaceae. Bases 1 to 3339 code for a protein of 1112 amino acids. Gene Ontology annotation, cellular component: GARP complex. The transcript has 4 exons. The record is from RefSeq and is a predicted model, not a curated record.
AUGUAUUCCAACCAAGGCGCUCGCAUGUCGGUAGACAGCUUGUCGCCCUUGUCGUCGAGCGCUCGCAAUGAGUUCCCCUUCCAUAGGCAGGGCUCGGUGACAUCCUAUCCCGCCGCGAGACGAGGUUCCAAUGCGAGCUCGAUACAUUCUAUAGGGGGCCACCUGGAUACAUCCUCGAGCUGGGGUCAAGUAAACGAGAGUGGCCAGAACGCUAUCUCGACGCUGCUCCAGCCCCCGAUCGUCCGCACCGGCUUGCUGCCCCAUACCUCCGCUCCAUCGUCCUCGAGUGCCCAUAAGCCCCCCACGGCAAGGGAUAUACCUCCCGUCACGCUGACCAACAUCCCCCAUGUCGAUGCCUCCGAGUUUAAACCAUAUCUAACACAGGUCGGCGCGCUGUACGAGCAGCUGCGCAGGGUCAAGGAGAGCGAGGAAGAUGCCGCAGAUCAGAUAUUCCGCCGGAAACAAGACCUCGGCGCCGACCUGGUCGACGAGAGCCAUCUCAACCCAGGAGCCUCUCGGGGUCGCCCCUUGGGCUCGCGGAAAGGUUCAACCGCCUCGCUGGCCUCCAUCUCCUCGGUCGAGUCGCCUCAAAUACGCAGGAGAUCCAGCUCUGGGUUCAGCCGGAGGGCCGCCCAGGGACCACCACCCCUGAAUACGAUACCCAACGUCUACUUCGACGAGGACUUCCACCUCGAAAACCCUCGGACCUUCGAUGUUGUCAGUGAGCGGUCCGAAGUGGUACGGCAAGCUCCCGGUUCGGCUGAUGAAAAUGGUGCCAACGGCAGCGCGACAGCUCCACGGAAGGCAUUGGCCACCAAUGCCAUCCUGCAGGAGAAGCUGUCGUGGUACAUGGACACGGUCGAGAUGCACCUCAUCAACUCGAUAUCGACCGCCUCGACUACUUUCUUCUCUGCGCUCGGAUCGUUGAGGGAACUCCAUUCGGAAGCGGCCGAAUCCGUAGACAGGAUAAGGACACUUCGGAAAGAACUAGGAGCCCUCGAUCAGGAGAUCGCCACGAGUGGUUUGGAUAUUGUCCAGAAGCGCCGGCGAAGAGAGAAUUUGCAACAACUCAACAGUGCUGUUCAGCAGCUCCGCGAGAUUGUGGAAGCCGUCGCAGAGUGCGAGUCUCAGGUCGACUCGGGCGAGGUCGACAAGGCGUUGCACAGCAUAGACGCGUUGGAGAAGUUGGUCGCUGGGCGCAGUCGGCCGUCGAUCCCAGGGUCUAAGGACUCUGCACAGCCGCUGUUCGAUUUGAGAGGCACAAGUGCUUUACAAGGUGUCACUAGUGACGUAUCGACCCUGCGGUUCCGUAUUGGCAAAGCCUUCGAGUCCAAGUUCCUCGACAUCCUGCUUGGGGACUUGCGACGCCAUGUCGACACCGUGUCAAGCCAAGAAGUGUUGCUUAGGUGGAGCUCAUCGGCUAUGCGGUCUCGUGGAGGGAAUGUCAGGGAUUCCUCAACCUUCCCGGCUUAUCUGACAUCAACUGAGAACCUCCGCUCCGAGUUGAUGCCCGUUGUGACUGGUCUCCACGGAUCCAAACACGUCACCAUCGCCAUAGCUUCUUACCGUGAGGUUGUCUUGCGGGAGAUACGGAGCCUCAUCCGGCGACCACUGCCGAGCUCAAAUGAUGAUGACAACAUGACGAUCGGGUCGACGUCGACAGCCAGUGUGAGCAGACUCUCGCAGCAGGAGAAAUCAUCCAUUCUCGCAAGGAAUCUUAGAGCACUUGAUCCGCAGGAUGCCGAAGAUCUGUACCAGAAGAUCUAUAUUAGCGUAGCUGAGACGUUGCGGAGGUUGACCACGCAGGUGAAGGUCCUCUUUGACGUUGCCAGCUCUAUGGGCGAGACGCCAGACCCGAGCUCAGGAUUGCGUUCACCGCCACCGAUCAAGUCGCCCCCGCUGAAUAGUGCUAAUCGCGACCUGCAAGAGGACAUCCAUCUGACAAUGGACAUGGCGAAUCUUCUGGGACAGGCAGUCGACAUAUCCCAUGACAAGAUCGUCAAAGUAUUGCGUGUGAGGUCAGAGCAGAGCUCACAUCUACCACUGAUAUGGUUCUUGAGAUAUUUUACGCUGAACCUCCUAUUCUCUAAUGAGUGCGAGUCGAUAUCCGGCCGCAGCGGGACAUCGUUGAAGACGAUUGUCAAUAAUCACAUCAAAGACUUUAUACAGUAUCAUGGCGACGAAGAGAAACAGAAGCUGGCACAAGGUAUGGAGUCAGAUCAAUGGACAGCCAAGGAUUUCGCCGAAAAGGACGGCGCACUGCUGGAGCGCAUUUUGGAAUCAAGCACGAAAGAUGCGUCGGCCUGGUCAGAAGGCAAGGAGAUCUGGACUCCUUACACGGAGCAAGACGCGACUACCAACGGGCGUCCACGAUCUGAGUCAAAUGGUACGGCCGCCAAAGAGAAGACCAGAAGCGCUGUUAUUGAGGGCGAGUCUUUCAUCUUGCCCAACUCGGCAAUCCUCUGCCUGGAGGGCAUGUCUCACUUCGUGCAUCUCAUCGCCGGCAUCCCCUCGAUGGCCGCAGACAUCUCCUCGUCUCUCAUCUCGUACCUGCAGCUGUUCAAUAGCAGAUGCACGCAGCUCAUUCUCGGCGCCGGAGCUACGCGCUCGGCCGGCUUGAAGAACAUCACCACCAAGAACCUUGCCCUGGCAGCCCAGGCUCUAGCGUUCAUCUCUACCCUGAUCCCCCAUGUGCGCGAAUUUGUCCGGAGACAUGCGGCCACAGGGCCCAAUGUCAACAAUGCCUCGGUAUCCUCCCUCAUGGGCGAGUUUGAUAAGGUCAAGAGGCUCUACCAGGAACACCAGAACAACAUCUACGACAAGCUGGUCGAGAUCAUGGGCGCCAGGGCGUCUUCGCACACCAAGAACAUGAAGGGCCUGGAUUGGGACAAGCCCCUAGAGCAGGACGGGGCGGCUGGUGUCCAUGUCUACAUGGAGACGCUGGCCAAGGAGACCGUCACCCUGCACCGCGUGUUGACCAAGCUCCUGCCCGAGGGUACGGUCCGGCUCAUCAUGACCCCGGUCUUCGACAGCUACAAGCGCCAACUGGGCGAGACGCUCCAGGCGUUGGACGUCAACGGGGAGGCCGGGAUCAAACGUAUGAAAUCUGAUGUCGGCUACCUCAACACCCGCCUCGCGAAGAUAGAAGGGUUCGGCGACACGGGCGACUAUCUUCUGAACAUCAUCAACGCCAAGAAGGUAGACGCCCCCCCGCCCGCCGUGCCCGAGAAGGACGAGCCCGACGCCAAGGCCGCCGAGGCCGCCGCCGCGGGCAGCGACAAGCCGCAGCAGAAGGCCGACGAGCCCGAGAAGAAGGACGGCGACGCAGCAGCGGCGUAG